AUGGACAAUGCGAUCGUACCUGAUUCGUCCCUAGUAACAGAAUGGACAAAGGCCAUUGUGAAUGUCGACCUUGAACGAACACAGCGUCUAUACAGCCAACAUCCUUAUCUAUUAUGGCAUCCUCUCGAUAACAAAGAGACACGCGUGGAUACCGACUAUGCUCAUUUGACAGCGCAACUGGAACGGUUUCAAAUGCUGGGUCCAUCCUUGGGUGACGAGUUGGCAGCGAUACCUUACAUGUUGUUGGAUCAUUUGGAAAAGAGUGAUAAACAAGGUGCUUCCUUGGCACAGCAAAAACGUUCUCGAUUACUCAAUUUUCUUAUCAAAAAUGCACGUGAGGAUGAUCUCAAUAAUCGUACAUGGGGCGCAUGUCAUAAUACAACGCUUCAUUUGGCAGCAUUCUUGGGUCAAGCGAGAACAAUGGAUCAGCUGAUAGAGCGUGGAGCAUCGAUCGACAAGCGUAAUGAUAUGGGCCACCUGCCAAACGACGUUGCACAAAAGCGGCCCACCAACAGCCGAUUCAGGCAACUUCGUGCAAUGGCAGAAUCAACACCCGACGAUCCUAAUAAGAACAAGCGUCAAAGUACACAACAACGUCGUCAACAAGAUAUCGCUUUACUUUCCAAAAGAUCAGCUGUAAAGAAUAAUCCACUCUUUAAGAAAUUCGAACAGCAACAACAACAACAAUCGGAUCCACCCUCGAUCAAAAAGACAUCUCCACUGGCACGUAACGCUUUUUUGAGAUCAACUGGUGAUAAUAAUGGCAGCAGUAAUGAUAGCAGUAAUAGCGGCAAUAACACCAACACCACCACAACUAAGCUCCUUGCUAUCCCUAGAGGAGUUGUUGGCGUUGGCGAUGAUGAUAAUGGAGACACCAAUUCAGAAGAUUAUCCUCGUCGUACAUCCAAGAUCAUUUCUUCUCUCAAAAACAAAUCGUAUGUCUCUUCCAGCGUAUUUCGACAAACUCAACCUGAACAACCUUCAUCGUCACCAUCAUCAUCUCGUAAUGCAGCAGCAGUAGCGAAAUCAUCACCUCUUAAAGAGCAAUCGAUUAUGGAAGAAGAGGAUGAGGAAGAGGAGAGCGAUGACAAUGAUGAGAAUAAUGAUCAGGGCAGCAAGGAACAAACUCAGACCCAAGAACCAUCCUCAGAAAGCAAUGAUGACUUGGUGACUCCUGAAAUCAAAGCAGUGCCAUCCCUACUGGUUGAACAAGUUGCGCCCGAGCCACCUCGUGAGGAGAAGAUGCAUGAAACCAAAGGACUGGAUCAAGAGGUUGAGAAGAUGCAGCAAAAAGAUGUGCCAAUUCCUCAAAAGGAGAACAAUGAGGACCAAGUCAUUAAAACGGCUGUUGAGAUACCAUCCCAAGAAGAAACAGAAAAGGAAGAUGACAAUAAAGCUGUAUCGGAAUCAACAACAGCGAUUGAUGAUGAAGAGGAUCAAGAGAAGAUUACUACUCCUACUACUACGCAGCAACUUGAUGUGGUGGAUAUCAGCAACAACAAACCAACUCAGCAUGUUGAAAAUCAACAACAAGAGGAAACAGCGCCUACAACGACUGAUGAUGAACCAGCAACACGUGAUCCGAUAGCAGCUCUCGAUGAUCUUGAACCACCCUCCAAGCCAUUUGCUGAAGGUGAUGAUUCACGACGAUGGAGUGGCAGCCAACGGUCCCAUUGGUCUGUUGGAGUGAGUUCUUGGGAUGCGGUGUUAAGCAAGGGCAACGACAACCAUCGCUAUAGCAACCAAAGUGAAGCGGAUAGUGAGCAAUGGUUUGAUAGCUAUGAGGAUUGGGCAGCAGCAUCACCCACCGAACGAAGGGGUUCCCGAUCUCGUCAACAACACCAAAUGCAGCAAGAAGAGCAACCACCCUUGUCAUCAUCGCCUUUACGUCAUUCUGUGACAUUGGAUACCAUGACAUCUAUGAACGAUUAUGGAAAAGAAAACAACAUCCAUAUUGUGGAGGAGGACGAAGAUGAUGACGAUGAUGAGGAUUUCUCGGUCAAAUCAAGUACCCCAUCGGCAUCAUUUAGUCCCAAUCAACGAAUGUCAGGUGGUGCUGAUAGUGUUGACACAUGGCCUGCAACAGCAUCGCCUUUUACAGCACGUUCUCUCAAUGAUGAUAGUGGUGAUGAUGAUGGCUUUUGGAAAACGCAGCAUGAUAGUAGUCCAACAUCAGAGCAACCUGCCACAGCUCAACAAGUCGAAUCAGCCUCACGUGAUUUCGAACAGGCAUCUCCAGAACAGCAAAAGACAACCGAACAAGAUGACAUGUACACCAACAAAUCCACACAACAUGAACGUAUCGAUAAUCAUCAGCAGCAAUCGAUGGUCUUGAAUGAGUCGCACGAUGAACAACAAGAAGAUCAGCAAUUUGGUAGCAUUUCUGUUGCAUCCACUACCUAUGCAAGUCAUCGUCUUCCACAACAUCGACCAGCACAGGAUGCAUUUGAGGAGUUUAUUACCCGUAAAGAUGAUGAGGAAUUACAGCUGAAGGAUCCUAAGCAAACGGAGUAUCAACCACGAUUGGAACCUGAUCAAGAGCAGGAAGUGAUGACACGUGAGCAGCAACAGCAGCAGCAACAACAACAAUCCAUAAGCAACGAUCAUCAACAUCCACCGCCAUCUCCUCCACAACAACAACAAGAUGAGCAACAUGAAGAAGUAUCAUCACCAUUACAAUUGGAUCUUUUACCUCCUGUGGAGAAUGACCCAGGCCAAUCUACAUCAGCAUUUGGCAAAUUGUAUGUGCGUCUUAGCAGUGCUGAUGGUGUCUUGCUCCCUGUACCACCCAAAUUAACGACCUAUGUACGAUGCGUGGUGAGCGAUGGUGAUUACGAGUACAUGUCUCGCUAUGAAGUGCUCAAUGACAGAGUCGUAUUUGACUAUGAAUGCAUUAUGGAUGCACGACCUGAUAUGAUCAUCACCGUAUCUUUGCAUGUACGACCCGAUCCUCAUGUACGACCCAAGACUGGUUUAUCAAAGUGGCUCACUUCCGUGCGUAAACAACGUGAAACAUUGCCAGCUUACGUUCACCCAGAGGAUGGUGCUAUUGGUCAAACACGUUUUGCUCUUGGUCAUAUGAUCCAGGCUUGUAAUCAAAAGACGUAUGGUGCUAGCUUUGAUUGUUUCAAUUCGUGGUUUGCACGCUCGUCUCGUGAACAACACAUGCUCAAGGUGGUGGGCAAUUUGAACGUUGAGAUGCUUUAUUUGCCUCUUUCAGAUCCAUCUCUGCCAAUUCCCAAGAGUAUGCGUGAAUGUGAUUUGGCGCUGCGUAUCCGACAAUGGCACAAUACUUGUUGGCAUAGCGGGUUCCUUUCUAUGCGUGCACCAGGAUCACAACUCUGGGAUAGGUACUAUUGCCGAUUGAUCGGUAGCCAAUUGAUAGGCUAUGACUCCAAAGCAGCCUCAGCAUCCUAUAUUCCCCAGGUCCAAUACGACAUUGCCAAUGCUGUGCGAUUGGUAGCUUCUUCGGAUCAAAUCAUUGUCACUCUGGAGGAUGUCCCUGAUACCCGCGUUUUCCAGGAAAAUACUAUCGUCGAAGAAACAGGGCGUGGAUUCUUUAGGAUUGUAUUUGCCGAUGCCUAUGUAGAUGCCGUUUGCGACGAAGCGCGUGAAAGCGAGGCAUGGGUCAAGAUUUUGAAAUCCAUGAUUGGAAGGGUACCUUUGAAGAUUGUCGUCUAG
Molecule: messenger RNA, 3681 nt
Organism: Lichtheimia ornata
Lineage: Eukaryota; Fungi; Mucoromycota; Mucoromycetes; Mucorales; Lichtheimiaceae
Exons: 5
Coding region: 1-3681 (1226 amino acids)
Molecular function (GO): GTP binding; protein binding
Source: RefSeq, a predicted model, not a curated record